Seminavis robusta is the source of this 747-nucleotide messenger RNA. NCBI's taxonomy places the organism in Eukaryota, Bacillariophyta, Bacillariophyceae, Naviculales, Naviculaceae. The record is from the annotation of a GenBank genome assembly.
AUGGGUCUUCUGCUACUUCAGACAAAAGUCAGAAGGAGAAGAAGAAACAGGCAGAAAAGGCAAAAGCUUCAGACAAAAGUGAGGAGGAGAAGAAGAAACAGACAGAAAAGGCAAAUGGCAAACAAAAGACCAAGAAUAAAAGAGAAAAGGCUCAGUUCAGAUAACCCGAGCAAAAAAGUAGCUACCAAGAAAUCAAAGAAAAACGAAGAAACCCAGGUGGAGGUUCAUUCCAGGGCGCAGCAGGAGUCGAUGGAGGAGGAAUUGUCGGUUGGCUCAGAUGUAGAGAUUGAAGACGAGUUCGGUUUGAAAGAGCAGUUUGUUAGCUUUGGGUACUACGGACAUGAUGAUGAUCACGUCGGCAUUGAAUCCCUCAGUGAGCUUACACAGCACGUCAGCACUACAGAGGACCUCACCUUCAAACUCCCUUGGAUUACAUUCAAGAAACUCAGUGAGGUCAGCAAGCGUCCCAACAAGAAAGCCAAAGAUUGCGUGGUAGGAGAUGUUGCAAGUAUGAUCAGGGAGGGGAGCAUCGAUGUAAUUAAAUCUCUCCUAGGUUGGAAAAGAGACCAUUUCAAGGAGGGUGAUGCAGCUAGUGAAGAGAUUUGGAACUUUGCAUGUUCCCAGUUGACUGACCUUUUUGAUGACACACAAACUGUGGCCGACCUUGAAGCCGGAGGCAAGCGACAUUUCGAAAAAAGUGGCCGUCCUUGGAUUCGAAAGCACGUUCGAGCUCUUCCAGGUCAUUGA